AUGCCCGUCCCCUCCGCUGCCACCGCAAACGCCGACGACGACGACGACGAAGCAACCAGCCAUCACCCCCACCACCACCACCACUCCUCCGCACCGCCGCCACCACGGCCACCACCACCCUCGCCAGGCACUCGCAACAGCACCACCGCGCCCCCUCCACCCCCACCACUCCCUCCCCAUCCCUCAUCAACCACGUCUUCAUCAACAUCCAUCCGGCCCCUCCCGCCGCAAACCGCCCGCGCCCUCCGCUCGUCCCUCACCAUCGUCGACCCGGCCUCGGCCGUCAAAGAGCUCGUCGACAACGCGCUCGACGCGGGCGCCACGUCCGUCGGCGUCGAGGUCUCGGGCGGCGGCACCGGCGCCGCGGGGCUCGACCUGGUCGUCGUGCGGGACAAUGGCCGCUCGGUGCCGCCGGUGGGCGAGGAUAGGGUGUUGCUUGGGAGGAGGCAUUGUACGAGUAAGGUGAGGUGGGGGGCUGGGUGUGCUGGGGAGAUGCAGAUGGUGGGGGGGUUGGGGGAGGGAGGUGGUGGUACGAGUGGUGGUGCUGGUGGUGGUGGUUCUGGUGGGAAUCCGGCGGUGCUUGGGUUUAGGGGGGAGGCGUUGGCGAGUUUGGUGGAGGUGUGCGAGAAGGUGGAGGUGACGGUGAGGUGUGAGGGGGAGAGGGUGGGGGAGGUGUUGAGGUUGGGGAGGGAGGGGGAGGAUCUGCAGGGCGUGGCGCCGAGGAAGGUUGGGGCGCCGGUCGGGACGACGGUCAGGGCGGAGGGGUUCUUUGAGAGGUGGCCUGUGAGGAGGCAGGCGGCACUGAAGGAGGCGGAGAAGGGUGGUGGUGGGGGCGGGGUGAUGAGGAGGAUCAAGGGGCUGUUGCAGGGAUACGCGCUCGCGAGGCCGGCUGUUAGGUUGUCGUUGAAGGUGGUGAAGGGAAGGGGGAUUAAGAACGGGAAGGAGGGAGGGUGGACUUAUGCGCCGAAGCCGGGGUUGGGGCUGGGUGGUGGGCGGGAGAGGGUGGCGGAUGCGGUGUUGAAGGUCGUCGGGAAGGGCGCAGCGGCGCAAUGCAUAUAUGCUGCCCAGGAGCUGAACGGAUACCGGUUUGAGGCUUUCCUACCAAGGGCGGACGCGGAAGGCAAGGAAAUUUCCGGACUUGGCCAGUUUCUUUCUGUCGACGCGAGACCGGUUUCCACAGCUCGUGGAACCCUGAGCUUGAUCGCAAAGGCUUUCAGGGACAGGCUGAAGAAGGCCAACCCAGCUCUGGAGAACGUGAAGGAACCUUUCCUGAGAUUGGAUAUUGGGUGUCCGCCUGGUAGCUACGAUCCGAAUGUGGAGCCGUCAAAGAGCGACUUACUGUUCGAUGAACCCAAGGCUGUGCUCAGUGCCCUGGAGGACUUCCUGGACAUUUUCUACUCAUCGGCUGGUCCGCAAAUGGAAACAGCUAAAAUACACGAAUCCAAAGUUCCGACGCAGCGAGAGAUAUCCCUGGUUGAGGAUACAGUCACAGCGCCUGAUUCAGAAGCUCAGAAGAGUGACGACGAUGUGACGACGUACAGUGACAUAUUUGAUGAAUUUGUCAUGAUCCCGGCCACGGAUGUGGCCCAUCCGCCCGCUUCUUCGGACUCUAUCGCCGCUACUCUUCGCAGUAAUACGGAGAUGGAAGAUGUUGAGGAUCCACGGCCAAAGCGAAGGCGCACAUGGAAGUCCAACAUGUACGAUUUUGAUGAAGAUGAUGUUCUCGUUGACGAUGGCAAUGGAGAUGCACAAGGCAAUCCGGACGUGGACCUUGCAGAUGAGGACACUGAAGAGGCUAUGGGCCAUGUCACUGUGUCCAAUCCAUGGACAAUGGCGAAGAUGAACGCCAAGAUCCCAAAACCGAGCGUGGCAAGCAGUCCAGAGGUCGCUCACAUGCGGAAGCAGAAUACGGAGCCUCAGCUUGAGCUACCGACAAGCACACCUCCCGAAUCUCGUAUCUCACUUGGUGGAGCUUAUCUGCCAACACCGCAGGCAUCGUCUCCCAACUACGGCCAAAGUGCCAGUGUGGCCCGUUGCGGAGGCUUUGGUGGAACGAACUUGACACAAAGUCCGGCCACUCCGAGUGCAACCUUCGCUAAAUCCCCUAACAGUCACCUACCGUUUCCACAGAACUCUUCUCGUCAAGUCGACGAUGAUGGAUUCGUUCCUGUGCCGCCACAACCAGUGGGUGGUGGAACUGUUAACUCGGCUAAGACAGCGACUCCGAAGAGGUCACGUCUUGGAGGUCCUGGAAAUGCACGGUCUGGCCGUAGAGGAAUCAACAAGCCGUUCAAACCUCCGAUCAACCCCGAAAGAGACAGCUGGUUCUCAUAUACGCCAUCACAGCGACCAAAAAGAUCAACAGUGUUUCUAAGGAAGAACAAAAUUCCUGCAGCAGGUGGGGAUGACGCGCGUAAUGAGUAUGUGAUGAGCGGUGGGGCAGAUGGUGGUGGAUUAUCCGACGGUCACGAUCGUGAUAUUCGGCAUUGGAUGGCCUCAAACACCACACGUGUCGGUAGGACGCAGUCUGAUAACGGACCAGGCAUUCACGAAGAUGCUGCAUCUAUUCAAGACAGUAGUGUCGCCUCUGAAGAGACUCGCCCAGCCCUCCAGCAGAGAUUGCCGGCAACCCCAGAGGAGCUUCGUAUCCGCAACUUUGAUUUCAACAUGAAAGCGCCUGCACCGUUCCCGCGUAUCACGCAGAGUAGACUCACAGUGCAGAACCGACCGUCAGCAACGUCCCAGAGGGACGAAACGGAAGAGCACACACGGCAGGAGACAGCUGACACCGCUGCCACCGCCCAGCCACUCCGUCGUAGCUUUCGUCGCCAUGCAGCAGCCCGGCCGCCCCCUAUCGUUGAGAAAGCUCUCUAUGCUAACGAAGAAAUCGCCAAACAGCCUCUGCAGUCUCAUCCACAGCUUGGCCAGUCUGAACGCCAGCAGCAGCAACACUCCGGCACCGGCACCGGCUUGGUUCCUCUACGCCGUCUCUCCACUCGUCAGCAAUCCCGUCGUCGCACAACAUCCAGCUUGCCGCUCGAGCGCGUGCCCGACGGAGCUCAGAUGCAGAAUGUAGCGCUCAUCAUUCUCUCUUCGGCCGCCGCGGCGCUUUCUACCAAAAGGACCACCUAUUCAGCGCUGCAGGAAGAUGAUGUCGCUCUGUCGUGGGGCGCUAGUGGGGAUCUAAAAUCUCCGUUUGCCAAAGCCGGUGACGACGAUGUGACGGCCUAUACAGCGGUUGUGCAGAGCUGGGCCGAUCGACUUGGGAAUUUGCUGAUGCGGUUCAGGCUUGAUGGUGUCGAAGGUCAUGGUGUGGAGUUGCGGCAGGAUUUGAGCUUUGUGCUCAUGGAUGCAGUGGAGCGGUACAGGAGGGGGCAAGUCAUGAUGGAGGCUUCGUGA
This is a messenger RNA of Diplodia corticola, 3399 nucleotides long. RefSeq names its product dna mismatch repair protein. The record is from RefSeq and is a predicted model, not a curated record. Gene Ontology annotation, biological process: mismatch repair. NCBI's taxonomy places the organism in Eukaryota, Fungi, Ascomycota, Dothideomycetes, Botryosphaeriales, Botryosphaeriaceae. Bases 1 to 3399 code for a protein of 1132 amino acids. Gene Ontology annotation, cellular component: MutLalpha complex. Gene Ontology annotation, molecular function: mismatched DNA binding; ATP-dependent DNA damage sensor activity; ATP hydrolysis activity. The transcript has a single exon.